UGAAUGUUUGUGACGGGGAAAAUGAGCAGGACCGCCUGAAAGUGCACUAAAUUUAGUCUGCUUCUCUUGUACCUAACCACUGCCUGCUUAGUUACUUCUGCCUGCGCAAUUUUACUUUUUAUUUAUUGCUUUGUAAUUUUAAAGCAGGAGAACCGGAACCGCGUAGGGCUGCAGAAAACCUUUUAUUUGGGGGAAAAUAAUGUUGACAGGAGUCGCAGCAUCGACCCUCCCGUUUGCUUUUACUCCGGGCUGCUGAACUUUCCGAACAGCUUCAGCUGUAUUUCCCUCCUUCCCUAUCAGACAGCUGAGGUGUUGUUUGGGGGAAGCUUCAACCGGGUGUGAGAAGGACUUUAUAGGCUGUUCUCCAAUGAACAAGGACGCCGAAAAAUAGCUGACACGACCUCAAAACACUUGGUUUUACCUGCAAACAGGUGAGGUACCAGCUCUGAUGGUAGCAGGGAGAACACCUCACCUGUGAGAGGAUCCAAGAACCUCACCAUGACAGAGGUCCAGAGUCCGUGGCCGCAGGGCACAGAGUGCGUGGCGAGGUACAACUUCAAAGGCACAUCAGAGCAGGACCUGCCGUUCAACAAAGGAGACGUGUUGUCCAUCAUCAUGGUCACAAAAGAUCCAAACUGGUACCAAGCUAAAAACGCUGCGGGCCAAGAGGGAACGAUCCCAGCAAACUACGUCCAGAAAAGAGAAGGAGUGAAAUCCGGAGGCAAGCUGAGUCUAAUGCCAUGGUUCCACGGGAAGAUAACUCGAGACCAGGCCGAGCGGCUGCUUGACCCACCUGAGACGGGCCUGUUCUUGGUGCGCGAGAGCACCAACUUCCCCGGCGACUACACUCUGUGUGUGAGCUGCGACGGGAAGGUGGAGCACUACCGCAUCAUCUACAAAAACGGAAAGCUCACUAUUGACGAGGAAGCCUACUUUGAGAACCUCAUGCAGCUGGUUGAGCACUACACCAAAGAUCCAGACGGUUUGUGCACCAAACUCAUAAAACCAAAGCUGGAGGAGGGAACCGUGGCGGCGCAGGAUGAGUUCUCCAGGAGUGGAUGGUCGAUGAACAGAAAAGACUUGAAGCUUCAUCAGGUUAUUGGAAAAGGAGAAUUUGGAGAUGUCAUGGUGGGAGGCUAUAGAGGGACGAAAGUAGCUGUGAAGUGCAUAAAAAACGAUGCUACGGCUCAGGCUUUUAUUGCAGAAGCCUCUGUCAUGACGCAACUACGGCACAAUAAUCUGGUACAGCUGCUUGGUGUGAUUGUAGAAGAGAAUGGGAGUCUUUUUAUAGUUACUGAAUAUAUGGCCAAGGGCUGUUUAGUAGACUACCUACGGUCCAGAGGUCGAACAGUACUUGGUGGAGAAGCUCUCCUUAAUUUUGCUUUAGACGUCUGUGAAGCCAUGGCUUACCUGGAGGCCAACAACUUCGUGCACCGAGAUCUAGCAGCCAGAAACGUUCUCGUGUCGGAGGACAACAUCGCCAAAGUCAGCGACUUUGGUUUGACCAAAGAGGCGUCGUCCACUCAGGAUACGGCCAAGUUGCCUGUUAAAUGGACGGCACCAGAAGCCCUCAGAGAAAAGAAAUUUUCCACUAAGUCAGACGUAUGGAGCUACGGUAUUUUACUUUGGGAGAUUUACUCUUUUGGCCGAGUCCCCUAUCCAAGAAUUCCGUUAAAAGAAGUUGUGCCGCGAGUGGAGAAGGGCUACAAAAUGGACUGUCCUGACGGCUGUCCCGAAGUCGUGUAUAACAUCAUGAAGCAGUGCUGGAACCUGGAUCCCGCAGCGCGGCCCAGCUUCCAGAUGCUGAAGGAGUGGCUACAACAUAUUAUUCAGAAAAAAUGAUCGCCCGCUGUCCGUUUGGACUCCUCAAAGCAAGGACUGCUACUCUGUUAAAAUGUCAAAGCGUUUUCUUUUCAUUUCACUGUAAAGUACAACUGUCCACAAUGCAAAAGCGCAAAAUCUUACCAAGCAUUUCCAGUCUAGUUUUUAGUGCAAAUACCUUCGUACAGGUGAAAUAAGGCAAGCGAAUUUAAAGGUAACUUAUUUAGCAACAUGUAGAGCAGGGGUGUCAAACUCAGUUUAGUUUUGGUCCAAAUCAAGAUGAAUGCUUUUAAAGGGCCGGUUGUGCCAGAAUUUAUUGCUAAAA
Molecule: messenger RNA, 2146 nt
Organism: Poecilia reticulata (guppy)
Lineage: Eukaryota; Metazoa; Chordata; Actinopteri; Cyprinodontiformes; Poeciliidae
Product: tyrosine-protein kinase CSK-like
Biological process (GO): protein phosphorylation
Molecular function (GO): protein tyrosine kinase activity; ATP binding; protein binding
Source: RefSeq, a predicted model, not a curated record